Monopterus albus (swamp eel) is the source of this 2388-nucleotide messenger RNA. RefSeq names its product heterogeneous nuclear ribonucleoprotein U-like protein 2. The transcript has 10 exons. Bases 935 to 2110 code for a protein of 391 amino acids. Gene Ontology annotation, biological process: alternative mRNA splicing, via spliceosome. Gene Ontology annotation, cellular component: nucleus. NCBI's taxonomy places the organism in Eukaryota, Metazoa, Chordata, Actinopteri, Synbranchiformes, Synbranchidae. Gene Ontology annotation, molecular function: RNA binding; protein binding. The record is from RefSeq and is a predicted model, not a curated record.
ACUGUAGUUUGGAGCAAUUUAGCAUUUUAGCACUGCUACUUUGACCCUCAUGUACAGUUUUGUUUAUUUUUUUGGGCAGAUAAAUAGAAAAAUCAACUAAAUAAAUUGGGGCCCUCUUCAACAUUAGGUGCCCCUGUCAGUGAUUUAUAAACUUUAGAAUGGAUUUCCAUAUUGUGUGAAGGAUUUCUAGUCAUUAGUGGAGUGUCUUAGUUUCUCUAGCUUCAUAUCAUUCAGUACCUACAUGAUCCGGUCUCUGAAUUUCAGGUGAGAGACGUGCUUCCAUUUAAUGACAACAUGGCACCAGCCACCACGAAAGCCAAAAACAUCCUGGUGUUUUUAAUGGGUUUAAUGAUAUAGACCUGAGUGGGUGUAGGUAUAGAUGUGAGGAUGAAGCUAUGAGAAAACCUAGAAAUCACUUGUAAAUCGCUGACUUCCUAUUAGGAAUUAUUGACUUUACAUACCGUAUAUCUAUUAGCUCUAUAUGUUGUAGAGCUGAAGAACAAAGGUAGACCAGAUGGACCUUUCUGAAUAUUUAUGAUGGGAAACAACAUUUUAAAAGAACCUGGUUUGAAAAUUGUCCUUAAUGUGAACCUUGACAUGUCCCUAAGGGAUUAUUUCAAGUCUGUAAUGAAAGGUGUUAUGAAGCAGCUAUGUGUCUCUCUCCUCAACAAGAGCCAAAUCACUACAGCUGUCACUGGACAGAGAGGAGGCAGAGGAGGAAGAUGAAGAUAAAGUCAGAUUAGAUCCAUAUGGCAGUCACCUGCACUUUGAGGUGGGUCCUGAUGGAGCCUGUGGGCAUCCGCGGUUCUGGGCUCGAUUCCCCUCACUGUGGUCAGGUUGCAGGCUCACCCAUGGGGUGCUUCAGGGCAGGGUGGGCUUUGAGGUGAGGCUGGAGAGAAAGUUGUUGACUACACAGCUGGAGGACCAAGAGGUCAUGGAGCCCUAUGGUCUGAGAGUAGGCUGGUCUUUGGCUGGCACCUCUCUGCUGCUAGGUGAGGAUGAUCUUUCUUUUGCUUAUGACUGGAGUGGUAAAAAAGUGUCAGGUGGAAAAGAAGAUGAGUUUGGAGAACCAUUCUCAGAGGGUGAUAUCAUUGGCUGUUACACUUCUUUCUCCACAGAUGGUGCCGCUCAGCUCUCUUUCCAUAAGAAUGGCCGUUUCAUUGGUGUGGCCUUUUCUCUGGGCGCCUCAGUGCUGGAGAAUCGUCCUCUGUUCCCUCACAUCCUCUGUAAGAGCUGUUCGGUCAGAUUCCUCCUGGACCCCACAGCUCCCCCCUGGUACCCCUGCCCUCCAGGGUUUACACCGCUGGCAGCACUCCCUGUUGGGCAGAGGGUGCGUGCCACACAGACCCCUUUUUGCAGAGCACAGUGUGAGGUGCUGCUGAUGGUGGGUCUUCCUGGUUCUGGGAAGAGCCACUGGGCCAGGACUCACAUGAAGCAACAUCCAGAUAAACAGUACAGACUGCUGGGAACAGAGGAGCUGCUCGCCUGUAUGAUUAGUGGCGGACAGAGCGACAGCAGGCUGCAGCAGGCCUGUCAGUGUCUAACUGAUUUAAUCAAGAUGGCUGCUCAGACACCUGGCAACUACAUCCUUGACCAGUGCAACAUCCUCUUCUCUGCUCGUCGAUACAAGCUGCAGCUGUUUGCAGGCUUCAGGCGGCAGGUGGUAGUAGUGUUUCCCUCAGCAGAUGAAUGGAGAAGACGACUGUCGCAGCACCAGUUGAAUGACUGGGUGCGGAUCCCUGAGACCGCUCUCCUCAAACUCCAAGUGAGCUGCAGUCUUCCAGAGCAGCAGAGUGACCUGCUGGAGGACCUGCAGUACGUUGAACUGUCUCAGGAACAGGCGCAGGAGCUCCUGCAGGAGUAUAAAGACGAGGCUCGCAGACUGCUGCCACCCAUCCCCAAACCAGAGAAGAGGAAACCACGACUUUACAAGAAAAGACCCUGCCAUGAAGUACCUCCACCCUCACACAGGACCCAGUGGACAGGGUGGAACAACGCAAGGCUCAUGCAGUCAUGGAGUCAACAGCCAAGAUAUUGGAACAUGGUGCAUCAGGACCAGGGCCACUACUACAGAGGACUUGGUUACAGCAGUUAUGAGGGAUACUGGUGACAAAUCCUGGAGUAAGAAGAAACAGCUGCUGCACAAACUCUGUUUACGAGGAUGAUAAGUCUAGUCUGUCUGUCACCACCGGCUGUUCCCGUCAGGGGUCGCCAUGGCAAAUUGUCACACUGAGGAUUCGCAUGUUGAAAUUUGGCAUGUGUUUUACGCCGGAUGUCCUUCCUGAUGCAACACCUGAAUUGAACCCGGGCCGCAGCGAAAAGAGUGCUGAAUCCUAGCCACUAGUCCAUCAGGGACAAGGAUAAGUCUAGUGAUUUUUAUUGAUUUGA